Messenger RNA from Botrytis deweyae, 690 nucleotides. RefSeq lists its product as uncharacterized. Bases 1 to 690 code for a protein of 229 amino acids. The record is from RefSeq and is a predicted model, not a curated record. The transcript has 5 exons. Gene Ontology annotation, biological process: mitochondrial respiratory chain complex I assembly; mitochondrial electron transport, NADH to ubiquinone. Gene Ontology annotation, molecular function: NADH dehydrogenase activity; 4 iron, 4 sulfur cluster binding. Gene Ontology annotation, cellular component: membrane. NCBI's taxonomy places the organism in Eukaryota, Fungi, Ascomycota, Leotiomycetes, Helotiales, Sclerotiniaceae.
AUGGCAACAACAAAGCCCAUAACUAUGCUCGUGGCGCGCAGUCGUCCAUUAACUACUUUGACUGCCUCAACAAUUCGCACAUUCACACCUGUUGCAUCUAGAGCGACUUUCUCGACUUCUCAAUUUCGAGGCGCCACCCCAGCCGGUCCUCCCCCGCCCGGCUUCAGACUGCCAAAACCUGUGAGAUGGAAUGAGAGCAAGGAGAGUACGAUGGAUAAGGCAGGGAAAUACUUCCUCAUGUCGGAGUUGUUCCGAGGAAUGUACGUAGUACUAGAACAGUACUUCAGACCUCCAUAUACAAUUUAUUAUCCUUUCGAGAAGGGUCCAAUUUCUCCUCGAUUCAGAGGCGAGCACGCUUUACGAAGAUACCCUUCAGGAGAAGAACGAUGCAUUGCUUGCAAGCUUUGUGAAGCUAUCUGUCCCGCACAAGCUAUUACGAUUGAAGCAGAGGAGCGUGAAGACGGAAGUCGCAGAACGACUCGAUACGAUAUCGAUAUGACAAAGUGUAUUUAUUGCGGUUUCUGCCAGGAGAGUUGUCCAGUUGAUGCUAUCGUGGAAUCACCAAACGCUGAAUACGCCACUGAGACGAGAGAAGAGCUAUUGUACAACAAGGAGAAGUUACUGGCCAACGGAGACAAGUGGGAGCCGGAAUUGGCGGCAGCAGCAAGGGCUGAUGCACCAUAUAGAUAA